Molecule: messenger RNA, 1090 nt
Organism: Metopolophium dirhodum (rose-grain aphid)
Lineage: Eukaryota; Metazoa; Arthropoda; Insecta; Hemiptera; Aphididae
Gene: Ak3
Product: GTP:AMP phosphotransferase AK3, mitochondrial
Exons: 3
Coding region: 233-910 (225 amino acids)
Biological process (GO): nucleobase-containing compound metabolic process
Cellular component (GO): mitochondrion; cytoplasm
Molecular function (GO): ATP binding; AMP kinase activity
Source: RefSeq, a predicted model, not a curated record
ACAGCCGAUAACGGCAUCCGUUAAUAGUUAAUACUUUUAAUCUAUAGUCUAUAAUACAGUAUACAUACACACUAUGUUAUAUUAUAAUUAAUUAGAUUUCCGGGUAACAAAAAUGUUGCAAUAGGACAAAAAUUGUGCGUGCCAAAUGUUAAUUUUGUUCCGACGAUCGCCGGAGAAACAACGACAUAACCGAAAAAAUCGUCUGAGUGAAAGAUAGCAAAUAGAAAAAAAUAUGUCAUCGACGAAAAGAUUAUUGCAUGCCCUCAUCAUGGGUGCCCCAGGCUCUGGAAAAGGAACUGUGUCAGAACGGAUAGUUCAAUCUUUUGACAUGCUACACAUAUCCAGUGGUGACAUACUCCGGAAAAUGAUACGAGAGAAGACUGACUUCGGCAUACAAGUUAACAAAUUCGUGUCCAACGGGCAACUCGUGCCUGAUGAACUCAUGUUGAAAACUAUUGGCGGCGAGUUGAACCGUUUGUCGUCAGCUGAUCGCAGUUGGCUGCUGGAUGGCUUCCCAAGGACCAAAUCACAGGCACUGAGCUUAUUCAAAAUAGCACCUGUCCAAGUAGUAAUCAGCCUUGAUGUGCCCUUUGAUAUCAUCAUCAAUAGAGUUAAAGGUAGAUGGAUUCAUGCACCAAGUGGACGAGUCUACAACACUGAUUUUAAUGCACCUAAGGUACUCGGCUUUGAUGAUGUAACUGGUGAACCAUUAAUGCAACGCGACGACGAUAAACCAGAAUCUGUUAAAAAACGUUUGGAAAUAUACUCCGAGAUGGCUGGUCCGAUUUUAGAAUAUUAUGCUGAGCAAAAUGUUUUAGCAAAAUUCUCAGGUAAAACUACCAAUGAAAUUUGGCCUCAAGUCUACAAAUACUUGACCACCAAGAUUGAACCCAAGGAAAAACUUGCAUAAGAUUUGUAUAUAUUACAUCCGCCAAUGUUUUAUUGUUGUUCAAAUUUGAUUAUCAAAAUUUCAUAUUAUAUAUUUUAUGUAUUAUUUUUUAUUACUGUUACUGUUACUGUUAUUUAACAUGUUACUUGUUUGGUGCUAUUCAAAGAAUUAUAAAUUAACAUUUUAUUUGGUGCUUAAUAA